This is a messenger RNA of Quercus robur (English oak), 3285 nucleotides long. Its product is annotated as ribonuclease J. Lineage: Eukaryota; Viridiplantae; Streptophyta; Magnoliopsida; Fagales; Fagaceae. The record is from RefSeq and is a predicted model, not a curated record. The coding region runs from base 126 to 2819 and encodes 897 amino acids. The transcript has 17 exons.
CUUUCUUUCCAUUUCCCGCUCCAAAAGCAGAGCUCUAAAUACUUAAAACCCUCACUCACUCACUCAAAGUGCUAAAAUCUCUUAGGGUUUCGUUUUUUUAUAUUUUUUUGGCGUUUCGAAACCACAUGAAAUCGGCGUUUCGUGAUGGUUUUACUCUGUCGAGUGCACUGAGCUCGCAUCAGAGAAUGGCUGCCUUUGGAGCUCUCUCGCUGUGUCCGUACAGCCUCUUGUGCCGUCCGAAGUAUACGACGAAACGUUUCGUUUCGUGCUCGCUUGGUUCUCAUACUAGUAGUAUAGAUACACGUAGAUCUAAAGUACCGCGUAAAAGAUCGGGAAAGAUGGAUGGGCCAAGGAAAAGUAUGGAAGACUCGGUUCAGCGCAAGAUGGAACAAUUUUAUGAGGGGUCUGAUGGCCCACCCCUCCGUGUUCUUCCAAUUGGUGGCCUGGGUGAAAUCGGGAUGAAUUGCAUGCUUGUGGGUAAUUAUGAUCGAUACAUACUGAUUGAUGCUGGUGUCAUGUUUCCAGACUAUGAUGAACUUGGAGUCCAAAAAAUUGUACCUGAUACCACAUUUAUCAAAAGAUGGAGUCACAAAAUUGAAGCAGUUGUUAUAACACAUGGCCAUGAAGAUCACAUUGGUGCGUUGCCUUGGGUAAUUCCAGCUUUGGAUUCUCGUACACCGAUAUUUGCAUCUUCCUUUACAAUGGAGCUUAUUAAAAAGCGUUUAAAGGAGAACGGGAUUUUUGUUCCUUCUAGACUUAGGGUAUUUAGAACACGGAGGAAGUUUGUGGCUGGCCCAUUUGAAAUAGAGCCUAUCAGGGUUACCCAUUCCAUUCCUGAUUGCUGUGGAUUAGUUCUUCGCUGCGCUGAUGGUACGAUUCUUCAUACUGGGGACUGGAAGAUUGAUGAAACACCGUUGGAUGGUAAAGUUUUUGAUCGUGAAGCUUUAGAGGAACUUUCAAAAGAAGGAGUAACAUUGAUGAUGAGUGACUCAACAAAUAUUCUCUCACCUGGAAGGACAAUUAGCGAAUCUGUCGUGGCAAAUUCAUUGUUGAGGCGUAUUUCUGAAGCUAAGGGAAGGGUAAUUACAACUCAGUUUGCAUCAAAUAUACACCGCCUUGGAAGUGUGAAAGCUGCUGCUGAUUUAACUGGCAGAAAAUUGGUAUUUGUUGGGAUGUCCUUAAGGACAUAUCUGGAUGCAGCUUGGAAGGAUGGGAAGGCACCAAUUGAUCCAUCAACUCUGGUGAAAAUUGAGGAUAUUGAUGCCUAUGCUCCCAAGGAUUUGUUAAUUGUCACAACUGGCUCUCAAGCAGAACCACGAGCUGCCUUAAAUCUUGCAUCGUAUGGAGGUAGUCAUUCUCUUAAACUGAGCAAGGAAGAUGUAAUAUUGUACUCAGCAAAGGUAAUCCCUGGUAAUGAAUCUCGAGUGAUGAAAAUGUUAAACCGGAUAUCAGAGAUUGGAUCGUCAAUUGUAAUGGGGAAGAAUGAGGGCCUACAUACAUCUGGUCAUGGAUAUCGAGGAGAACUGGAGGAAAUACUUCAAAUUGUGAAGCCACAACAUUUUUUGCCCAUACAUGGAGAACUCUUGUUUUUGAAGGAGCAUGAAUUACUUGGAAGAUCAACUGGUAUUCGACACAGUUGUGUUAUAAAGAAUGGGGAGAUGCUUGGGGUCUCUCAUUUGAGAAAUAGAAGAGUUCUUUCUAGUGGUUUCGCUUCCCUAGGGAAAGAGAAUUUGCAGUUGAUGUAUAGUGAUGGCGAUAAAGCAUUUGGUACAUCAUCAGAACUUUGCAUUGAUGAGAGACAAAGGAUUGCGUCAGAUGGCAUUAUAGUGGUCAGUAUGGAAAUUUUACGCCCUCAAAAUGUAGAUGGUAUGAUAGAGAAUAGCUUGAAAGGGAAGAUAAGAAUCACUACAAGAUGCUUAUGGCUUGACAAAGGGAAGCUUUUAGAUGCACUCCAUAAAGCCGCUCAUGCUGCACUUUCAAGCUUGCCUGUGAAUUGUCCUCUAUCCCACAUGGAAAGAACUGUGGCUGAGCUAUUGAGGAAGAUGGUAAGGAAGUACAGUAGUAAAAGGCCUGAAGUCAUUGCCAUUGCUCUAGAGAACCCUGCAGCAGUUCUUUCUGAUGAGGUAAAUGCAAGGCUAUCUGGCAAAUCCCAUGUUGGUUAUGGAACAUCAGCAUUGAGAAAAGUGGUUGAUGGACAUGCAGAAGAAAAUCAGUCCGAUAGGAUGCACACAGAAGACAUUGCCAACAUACAGUUAGAGCACUCUUUACAAAAAAAUUUGAAAGGUGAAGGUAACGAACUCGAAAGACUACUACCCAAGGAAGACACCAUAGCUUCAAGUUCCAGCUUAGCAGAGAGGCCUUUCUCCAAUUCUGAGGAUUCAGAUGAUUUCUGGAAAGCAUUUGUUACAUCAUCGUCACCUGUUGAUGAAGUGGCAAAAGAUAACAAUGGUUUCGUUCCACGAUCAAAACAUGUCUCAAUGGUUGAGAAGGACAGUGUUGAAAGUGCUAAAGAUGAGUCCUCAAAGCUGCCAAAUUCUUCCAAGCCUGUAAAACGAAAUAAAUGGAAACCUGAGGAGGUUAAGAAGCUAAUUGAUUUGCGCGGAGAAUUGCAUAGCAAAUUCCAAGUUGUGAAGGGAAGAAUGGCCCUUUGGGAACAGAUAUCUGGAAGCUUGUUGUCUGAUGGGAUCAAUCGAAGUCCAGGACAAUGCAAAUCUCUAUGGACAUCUCUGGUUCUGAAAUAUGAGGAGAGCAAGAAUGGGAAGGAAAGCAUGGAGAGCUGGCCUUUUUUUGAGGACAUGAGUAAAAUUUUGUCUAAUUAAAAAGAUUUUUGUUUUGAACAGGAGACCAAGAAUGGGAAGAAAAGCAAGAAGAGCUGGCCAUAUUUUGAGGACAUGAAUAGAAUUUUGUCUGAUCUUGAUGUAAUGGCAGCAAAAUGAUGGGCAGAGAAGGAAACUGUUUUUACCAAUUUUUUAGAAGAUUCAGCAAGAUGGAUGUUCUAUUAAAAUUUGAACAGCUCUGACCACGAUGAAGAUCCAUCAGCAACAUAAUAAUUAUAAGGUCUCCAGUAAUGUGGAAGAACAACAAUUGGUGAAGUAGAUUUGUAGGACACAAAGACUGUAAUCAAUCAAAUGAAUAGCUGAGAAAGGGGAGGGUGACCCAAAGAGAGAAUUUUGAAUUUUGUUACAUUUGACGAAAAUGUAUCCCUACACAUUGCUCUGUUUUGAUGUUUAGGGAUACAUUGUAACUGCUACAUAGUUAAUGGUGAAAGUACAAUUUCCCCAAAAA